AUGCAGGCGCGCAUGAAGUUUGAAUGUGCUGAUCAAAUUGUCUCAAAAAUGUCAGUACCAAAGACUAUGCGAGCAAUUCAAAUCAAAGAUGGUAAAGGACCAUCUUCUUCAUUAUUCAUCGAUGAAAAUGUAAACGUACCUGUUUUGGUCGAUAAAGCAGAAAAGAUUUUAGUCAAAGUGAAAGCUUUUGGAUUGAAUCGAAUGGAUAUCUUGCAAAGAGAAGGUAAAUAUCCUUUACCACCAGGAGCAAGUACGAUUCUUGGCGUGGAAUUCUCGGGAAUCGUCGCCGAUGCAGGCGCUCAAGCGGACUUUAAAGUUGGCGAUGAAGUGUUUGGUUUGGCAACGGGUGGUGCAUAUGCGGAAUUUAUCGCCGUUCCGUCAAAGAUGGUUCUGCAUAAGCCAAAAGAACUUUCGUGGGAACAAUCAGCCGCCAUUCCAGAAAAUUUCUUGACUGCCUUCCAAGCCUUGACGAGAUUAUCAAAUUUGGAAAAAGGUCAAGAUGCCAUGAUUCAUGCUGGUGCUUCAGGUGUUGGAUUGGCAGCAAUUCAAAUCGCUCGUGCGAUUGGUGCAAAAGAUGUUUAUGUUACCGCAGGUUCAAAAGAAAAAUGUGACUUUUGCAAAUCCGUUGGUGCAACAGAAGGAAUCAAUUAUAAGGCCUGCGAUUGGCAAACUGAAUUGGCAAAGUUAACCAAAGAACAAGGUGUUGACGUGAUCAUGGACUUCAUUGGUGCUCCUUACUUUGCACCCAAUCUAGCUUCCCUUAAACGAGAUGGUAGAUUGGUAAUGCAAGGUGGAAUGGGAGGUACAAAAGUGAAAGAAGUUGAUGUUGGUGCAAUUAUUUUCAAGAGACUCAAAAUCGAAGGUUCUACAUUACGAUCACGAUCAUUAGACUAUCAGAGUAGCUUAGUUCAAGACUUUGUCAAAUUUGGAGGUCUAGAUAUGAUUGUGAAAGGGGUAAAGAGUGAGAACAAAGGUGAUCAAGGUCAUCAUCUGGCCAUUCACAAAGUCUUCUCGUGGAAGGACAUCAAAGCAGCACAUGAUGAAAUGGAAGCAAACAAGAACACAGGCAAGAUUGUUGUCACUGUUGAUUGA
This is a messenger RNA of Meira miltonrushii, 1092 nucleotides long. Its product is annotated as quinone oxidoreductase putative. Gene Ontology annotation, molecular function: oxidoreductase activity. Lineage: Eukaryota; Fungi; Basidiomycota; Exobasidiomycetes; Exobasidiales; Brachybasidiaceae. The record is from RefSeq and is a predicted model, not a curated record. The transcript has 3 exons. The coding region runs from base 1 to 1092 and encodes 363 amino acids.